Clupea harengus (Atlantic herring) is the source of this 1045-nucleotide messenger RNA. Its product is annotated as trypsin-like. Gene Ontology annotation, biological process: proteolysis. Gene Ontology annotation, molecular function: serine-type endopeptidase activity. The record is from RefSeq and is a predicted model, not a curated record. NCBI's taxonomy places the organism in Eukaryota, Metazoa, Chordata, Actinopteri, Clupeiformes, Clupeidae.
AUUAACUACAGCGGUGGGUAAACAGGUUUGUCUGUGUGAGUGAGGGAGGGUAGAGAGGCUUUAUAAAUGAGCUGAGGUGUGACCUGUUGUCUUCGCCACUGAAGUCACUGGAAACCAUGAGACUGCUUGUUCUGCUGGUGCUGGUUGGUGCUGCUGUGGCAGUGCCCAGGGAGGAUGGCAGGAUCAUUGGGGGGUCUGACUGCACCCCAAACUCCAAGCCGUGGAUGGCGUCCCUGAAUUACGGAUACCACUUCUGUGGAGCGGUGCUCAUCAACGAGCAGUGGGUGCUCUCUGUGGCCCACUGUUGGUUCAACCCCUAUGCCAUGCAGAUCAUCCUGGGAGAGCAUAACGCACGGGUGUUUGAGGGCACAGAGCAGCUCUUGAAGACUGAGAACAUCGUCUGGCAUCCCAGCUAUGACUACCAAACCCUGGACUAUGACAUCAUGCUGAUCAAGCUGUUCCAUCCAGUGAAGCUGACGGGCGCGGUGAAGCCCAUCCCUCUGCCCUCUGGCUGUCCUUACGGGGGCAUGCCGUGCACUGUGGCCGGCUGGGGCAAGACCAGCCCAGAUGGCGACUACAUUACCAGCGAUACCCUUCAGUGUCUGGAUGUGCCCAUCGUUGACAGUGUGGAGUGUGAGAACUCCUACCCUGGCAUGAUCAGCCCGAGAAUGGUGUGUGCUGGCUUCAUGGACGGAGGCAAAGACGCAUGCAAUGGUGACUCUGGCAGUCCUCUUGUAUGUCUUGGAGAAGUGCACGGGCUGGUGUCCUGGGGACAAGGCUGUGCCCAGCCUGGCUACCCUGGGGUCUAUGUCAAGGUCUGCGAGUUCCUGUCCUGGAUCAAGGAGACCAUGGCGGCCAACCCAUGAGACAUUUCCACCUCUCCGUCAUCUCUUCCCUCUGUCCUCCACCUGAAACCCCAUCACCUGCUCCAUGCUCACCUCCCUUGGUCCUUGUGCUUGCUUCUCUUGAGUUUGAAGUGUAGCCAGACUGAAACGGGUUAUGGUUGUAAGCAUCAACAUGGAAAAAAAUAAACACUAUACAAGUA